ACCCUGGUUGAAUGCUGCUCCACUUUAUAUUUCACACUUUCUGUGUAAUGCCACACUUUGUGCUGCAGGUACCUGGGGCUGUCUUACUGAGGGAAAGUGUGGCUGUCAGAGAGAAAAAGUCAUGUCCUCCAGGCUUUCAGCUCUCAGGAACCAGUUGUGCUCACGUGGAGGACGACUUGGCUCACAUGAUUGGCGUCGUUUUCGGCUGCAUCAUCGCUGCUUUUUUUGUUGUUAUCCUCUCUUUCAUACUGUUUAAGAUGAGAAGACGACGCCUUGCUGUUCCGAAAGAAGAAUUUGAUGUGACAGGAUAUGACGCACUAGCAGUCAAAGACAAAGGUCACUGGUAUGCCAGGUUCAGGUCACCAGCAGAAAAACUAGAGGAAAACUAUGACAUUAUUCCAGACAGAUCGUUGUGUUUUGUGUUGUUCGAAUGCGCGUGAACACUGUGUGUGAGGCGGUGACGUCAGUGUGUGACGUGAUCGUGACAGUGUGUGUGUGUGUGUGCAAGAGGGCGUGCACACUUUACCAAACAGAAUAUCGAUACACAUGACUUCCACUGAUCGCAACAACUCCAUGAGAUUAAAGCUGAACCAUCCGGCAUUACCUUAUCACACAGAGACAGAACCAGACAAAAAUCAGAAUUAUCACAAAGAGAACUAGAAAAUUAACCAGUAUUACCUAUCACACAAACAGAACGAGACAAUUUGUUCUAGACCAUGUGGCCUCAACAACUUGGGAAUUGAACACUACUCAAAACUUUAAAGAUCAUACAAGUCAAUAAAUGUUCGCUGCAUCAGCAGAAAAUAGCAAGAAAACCGUUUGUUCACUUAGUUACUGACAUUAUUAGCUUUACGUCACUUGAACAGUGGUAGAGAUAUCUGACUACCCAGAUAGCAUGCAAACGUUUUAAAAACGUUUUAAAAACGUUUUAAAAUGUUUACAUAAAACAUUUUAAAAA
Molecule: messenger RNA, 958 nt
Organism: Pomacea canaliculata
Lineage: Eukaryota; Metazoa; Mollusca; Gastropoda; Architaenioglossa; Ampullariidae
Exons: 4
Coding region: 12-440 (142 amino acids)
Source: RefSeq, a predicted model, not a curated record